GUUUGUUGCUGAAGAAAUUAAUUGAUUUUUAUAUAUUCUGUGUAUAUUGUUCCUACUAUCUUUUUACCAAUCCCUUAUCAUUAUAUUAUUACAAAAAAUAAUGUGAGCUAACCUCUAAAGCUAGCUAUAUAGCAAUAGAUAACAAGUAAUUGUGUAUUGUGUAGCUAACUAUAAGCUGUUGCACAAUUUUAAUUUUUAGAUAGAUAGAUAGAUAGAUGCUUUUUAACUGGAUUUCUUCGAUCGUUGCAGCCUGUUCUCUAUAUUAUCUAUAUAUGCACAUGUCCAUUGUUUUAGACGCAAAAUCAAAACAACUGCGUCACGCUGCAACUCGUCUAUACUUACACAUAACUAAUGCCUUAUUCCCAAUUCCCUUAUUGAGCUUGUUGCCUUCAAAAUAUUAAAGUUUAUCCUUUUUUGACAUCUCCUAGUAGUCCCCUUCAAAGGAUAUUUCUUGUCGCCUUUUCGUGAUAGAAUUAAUUUUGAAAAAAAAGAAAAAAGAGCAUUUUGUUUUAUCUAGCUAUCAUCUCUUAUAAUAAUAUGAAGAGUGUGUCUAUUUUUCUUUGAUGUUGCCAAAAAAAAUUAUGUCUUAAAUGUUAAAUUUUUUGACGUUACGACACAACUAAUAACAUUAAUGUAAUGUCAAUAUCUUAAUUUGCAGGAACGAAGCCAUUACAAUGCACUUAAAAUUUUGAGGCAGGAUAACUUGGAAACGGGGUGAUGACAUCAGUCAUUUUUCUCUGUGUGAGUAACUAGGGACACCCUGGAGCUAAAGUGGGUAGGUUUUUCGAAACUGGGUCCUUGAAUUAGUUUCGGAUUGGAUGGAUUGAUGACGUAAUUAAAAAACCUUUAAACCUUAUUUCUCUGCAAUUGUUUGUCAAAGUACAUGAUCCUAUACAUUUUCUUGUAUUUUAUUUGGCCCUUGGAUGUCAACAAAAAUUUUAAACCCUUAUAUCUUCUUAGGCGUUAAUCAAAAGCACAUGAUUCUAUACAUUAUUUUGAUCAGCGUUUCAAGCCCUACACAAUAAUCCGAAAAAAUAAAAUCAGUAAAACAUAUAUAUAAAACAACUUAUCCGUAGAAGGACAAUGGAAAACCAUUGUCCUUCUACCUAAGUUGGUUUUUCCAUGGGUCUUAUCGACUAAGUAUAAUAAUAAUAUGAAAAUUGUGUCUAUGUAUAUGCCUAUAAUGGGCAAAGUAGAUGUGUUUCCUUUAAAGUUGGCAAAAAUGCAUUCAUUUUUAAAAAGAGUUUUAGCACAUUGGUUUGUCUUUGUUGACGUCAGCAAAAUUUAUAAAUCUUGUGUCUCCUUAAUUGUACGUUGAAAGUACAUGAUCCUACACAUUUUUUCAGUAAAAGUAGCUAAGAUCAUUUCAACACCAUCUAUAUGCUGAAUGUCAAUCAAGUUAUUAGAUCUAUCUUUGUAAAUUAAAAAAUUCCCUGGAAUAACAGAUUUUAGAAGGUAGAAAAUUGAGAACAAUUUAAGAACAUUUUGAGGUUUCAAAUUAGAACAAUUGCAGAAAGAAUUACCAUUUCAUAAGAAUAUUUAAUAACUACAUUACGUUUUCAAAACAAAAUAGAGAAUAUGUGGUGGAAUAACACAUUUUGUUGCUAUUUGUAAAAACUUAACUCCUGUUUUCUAGUAGUUUUCAUGUCAUAAACAUCUAUGAAGAAUAUUUAAUAAUUGUGCCGCCUGAAAUACAGAUGAAGUUUUAAUAAUUAUAUAAUGUUCAGGUUUAUCACGUUUUCAGUUACAAUUAUUCUACUUUGAAAAUAUCUGUAAAAAAAUAUGUCCUUGUAACAAAAUGCCCUUGGUGAUAUUUUCUAGCUUAAUGCAAGUAUGGUUUUUAAAGCAUGUAUCAUGGAGCUGUUUUCUAGUUUCAUGUAUAUACCGUGAAUUUCUAUACUUUGAUGUCAUAUGUUUUAGAGCAAAUCCAACAAUGUCAUAAUGAGAUUGAUUGGAAUUAUUAUUUAUUAUUACUAAAAUUAUGUAAUGUCUAGUUUGAAACAGGCACAACUUCUUAAUUUUUUGGUUGACUGACACUUAAGUUUACCUGUAACAUUUAUACAGUUUAUAGCAUAUAAUUUAUGGUAUGAUGUUUAUUUAUUAAUAUAAUAACUUUUGGAAGAGACAGUAACAAAAGUUUUCAAGUCGGUCUAAAAUUUUAAGGCAUUUCAAAUUAUCUCCAAAAUAUCAAGGUCUUCCAAUUUAUCUCCAAAAUAUUAAGGUCUUCCAUUUUAUCUAAAAAAUAUCAAAGUAUUCCAAUUUAUCUCCAAACUUUCAAGGUAUUCCAAUUUAUCUCCAAAAUUUCAAGGUAUUCCAAUUUAUCUCCGAAUUAUCAAGGUCUUCCAUUUUAGCUCCAAAAUUUCCAUAUAUUCCAAUUUAUCUCCAAAAUAUUAAAGUAUUCCAAUUUAUUUUCAAAAUAUCAAGGUAUUCUAAUUAAAAACACACAAAAACACUUUAAAUGCCAAUACCGACAGUGAUUCUUCGAUGUAGGUAUGUGAGUCAUUGUAGAAAAAAUCUAUGUUCCUAUGAUUUCCUACUGCACUCUGUAUACGCCCACUGUACUUCAUUUGUUACGUUAUUGUAUUAGUAUUAACUUAACUUUUUACCCGGCGAGAGAAAAUUUUUAAGGGGGCAAAAAUAACUAUGUGAUAAGAGUGGCUUUUCAUAUAUUUGGGAGUUUUACCUGUCCGUUCAUUUAUUUAUAGACAUUCAUUUAAGCUUUUACAGUAUUCAUUGGCAUUUAAUGUUUUUUUUUAAUGUUUUGAUUUAUUGACUGAUUGGUUGAUUAAGCAGUCAUGGUGCAAAUAUAUUUAUGUGGUCCUGGUGGUGCAGGAAAAACAACAUUAAUGAAACAAUUUUGUGCAGAAAAACCUUUUGACACAUACACUCAGCUAAAAGAAGUUGCCAGGACGCUAAUGAAGCAAGAAAAUAUUCAAAAAAGUGACCUAGAGAGAUACAACUUACAAGAGUUUUUCAACUUUCAAAAUCUUAUUCUUAAAAGACAAUUCUAUGAAGAAGAGAAAAUGUCGGGGGGAAAUUUUGUCAGUGAUCGAAGCGUCAUGGAUUGCCUUGCUUAUCUGUAUUGGAAGAUGGAAAAAGAUGAACAAUAUGAACUAAGGAUCGAGACACUACUGCAAGAUAACAAAGCUCUUAUCGAGUUAGCAAAUGAAGCGAUUCAAAGAUAUCAACAUUCACUAAUUGUGGUUGUGCAACCCUGGGAAUGCUCUUCUCCAAAAGAAGACGGGACUAGACUAUCAAUGUCGUAUACAGAAUCCAAACGCUUUGUGGAAAUACUUCACAUCUUGCUGAAGCAGUAUCAUAUCGGUUACAUCGACCUUGAUAUCAGCGAGCUUAACGAAAGAGUGAAAGUUUUGAAGGAAGCGGUAAGUGGAAAGAUUUACAAAAACACUUGCUCGCUUUUCUACUAUGCACAACUAUCGAAGAAAAAUAAGAAAUACAAAAAGAGAGAUGAUGGCCAGCAACAAUUUAAUGACACAUCAAUUGCAUUUUACUUGGAUGCUAAAAAUCGUGAGGAUUCCUUUAUUCGGACUGUAAAGAUUUCCGAGGAUCAAAUGACACAGCACCUAUCGAAGAUUAAGGAGCAAUCUUCAAGGUUUGUUCAAAAGUAUGGCACUGAAAACUUAUUUUCCUUACAGUUUGACAUGAAAGUGCGAUCUGUUGAUGUACAGAUGAUGUUGCUCGGGAAAAUCUUCAUCAACGGACACGAGUACAGUUUCUUAGGCUGCAGCAGCUCCGGUUUAAAAUCUCGUAAGGCCUUCUUGUGGAAGGGUACUCGUGAGAACGCGGAGGAGAUACUACGUGAGUGCGGAAGGUUUGAUAAAAUAUCUUCGAAAUCAAAACGGUUGGCUCGUGUUGGUCUGCUUUUUAGCUCUGUUUUUACUACGGACAUAAGUGCUGACGUUAUAGAAGUUGACGAUAUCACAACACCCGAUAAGAAAUAUAAUUUCACUGAUGGUUGUGGAGGCUUAAGUCGUGACUUGGCUAAGGAAGUUUAUUCGAGGAUUCCGGACAAAGAAACUGUCAACGAACCAGCCAAUUACCUUCCCUCCGUUUAUCAGUUUAGAUUGCAGGGAAUAAAAGGUGUAGUCGCGCUGGAUAGAACAUUACGAAGAAAACAAUUAAAGAUUAGGCCGUCCAUGGUGAAAUUUGAGAGCGAUGCGUUUCCUUAUGUCUCCGUUUGUGAUUUUAGUAGACCUUACUCGUUUGGUUAUCUGAACAGGCAGUUAAUUUAUCUUUUGUCGGGACUUGGGGUAAAGGACGAGAAGUUCUUAGCCAUACAAGAAGAAUAUUUUGAAAUGAUACGGAAUGUGCAUACAAAUGCUGACUCAGCAAUAACAUUUCUACGGUGGAACAACAAGUACAUCGAAGCUGAACGAAUCGCUCAUGCGCAUAAAGACGAUAAGUCUUUUAAUUCGCAUUCAUCAAAAACAAGAUCUCUUUUAGAUUCCAUGGUGCGAAGUCUUAUUCAAAAAGACGAAAAGCGUAAAAUUGGAGGUGUUAUGAAAGAAAAACUACGAGUGUUAGUAAAAAAAUCCAGAAUGGUAUACGGUGUCUGUGAUCAAACUGGACAGCUAAAGUACGGUCAGUGUUACGUGAGAAUUACCAUAGACGACAUGGCCAAGACUAUACGAGGGAAAAUCGUAUCAGGCAGAAUGCCGUGUUAUUUGCUGGGUGACAUCAGAGUAUUAGAAGCCGUGGACAUACCAGAACUUCAACAUCUCGUUGACUGUGUUGUGUUCCCAACUCAAGGAACGAGACCACAUGCUGAUGAGCAGGCUGGUGGUGAUUUAGAUGGAGACAAGUUCUUCGUAUGUUGGGAUGAAAGAUUAAUACCUGCGAGGACAGCUCGUAGCCAUGACUACAUAGGUGCACCAAAUAAAAAAGAGGGACAUGUCACAUACGAGAAACUUAUUAAGUACUUUUCAAUCCAAAACGAAGCUAUGAAAGUUACUAGUCUGUUGGCUAAUCUGUAUGAUUACUGGGUGGAUUUAAAAGGAGCAGGAAGUGAGGAAUGUGAACGAAUCGGCGUGUUAUUUGGACGCGCUAUCGAUGCAACAAAAAGCGGAGAGGUUAUAUGCAUUCCCGAUUGGUUGAAUCAGAAGGUUGCGCAACAUUUAAACACAUUCGUUUGGCAUCGAAUGGUGAAGGCAGCUGUUGAAUUUAAACGUAGCAUCGGAGAUAAAACCAUCUCGCAAGCUGUGAAUGGAACACUCUCUAUUAAUGACUUGUCGGAAGAAUUCCUCUGUGAUAUCCUCUCCCAAGACUUUUGUAACCAAUCGGAAUUUCAAAAAUUCCACUUGGUUUGGUUGUAUGCAAAAUCAAGAUACAACUGGCAAGAGGCGCUUGGAUAUAUCAAGAAUAAAUUCUCGCAUCUCCUGAAUUUUUCAUUGUUUACUGCCGCGGAAAAACAAGCAGCGAUCGAAAUGGGUAUGUCCAUAAACGACGUUUGCAAUGCUUUGUUCCAAGCGCAAGUGUUUCCUUUAGAGGAUUUGAAUCAUUUCCAUAUGUUGGGAAACUCCUCCAAAUGGGGUUUGUAUUACAAAAGCACGCAUGCCAAUUUCGAGCUUCAAAUGCUUCAUCGAGCUCUUACAAAAAACAACUCCGUCUUGAUCACGUGGAAAAUGCCGAAUGACGUAUAUAUUGGUUUACACUUUGAUACGCAACUUCAAGUAGGUAACGAGCUCGUGGUGAAAGCUGACGAAAUAAAAUUUUACUUCAUAUCGAAGAAGUUCGCAUUAAGGAAACAACAUCAACCAAAGAUGGAUUACUACUACGAUCUUGUAGAGGAUAGGUUUCAAGUUUAUAGAAAUCGUGAUAAACGGCAAACGUUUUUAUGGCUCAGAAGUAGCCCACUUAACCAAAAGGUGAAGAAUGACAUUGCACAUAUCGAUUUUUAUGAUCAAGAUCAAAUAAUUGAUUGUUUGAGCAUGGACCUAGCGACGUUUGACAUUCGUGGAAGAAGAGAUGAUCCUCGAAGUCAUCCUCUGAUCAAUAAAGCUCCUUUUCUCGAGGUUGAAGUGUUUGCAAUAAAAAACAACCAACCGGCAUAUUUCGACUUGUACGAUGCAAAUACACUUGCUGACAUUCUUGAUGAGGAAAGUAUAGGUGAAGGCGAAGAAGAAGAUGAAGAAGAAGAAGAAAGAUAUGUCAAUGAAAUCUUGUUAGAACUUCUUCAUAAAACAAGUAAGAAAGGAGAAAUAUCCGUGCCUGAACUAAAAAUUCAUCUUGAAAAUAUGGUAGCAGGUUGUGUACCGUAUCUAACUGAACCUUCAACAGAAGUAAAUGAAAAACUUACCGAUUUGGUGAUCUCUGCAGAUUUUUCCGAAGCUGGAUUAGAAGACCUCGUUAACAUUAUGGUAAGUUUGAGCAGACUUCAGCAACAUUCCCUUGCUCAGAUCAUGUCUGAACAACUUAAUCAACCAGAUGUAUCAGUUGAAGAGUUACUCGCUGCUUUAGUCCAGUGGAGUGUUUGCUGGUAUGUUCAACCAGGCACGCUCAUUACACUGUUUGGGAAUAUCAAGGAAAAGCUUUUACAGAACGAUACACCACCCCGCGUAAAACAUGUUGUUGCAAAUAUUUGGAUUUGUUUUGUUGAACUUUUAAAUGACAUCACACUCUGCAAAGAGGAUAUAUUGAAAGGUGCCAUUGGUGGAUUAAAAGUUGACCAACAAGGUGAUUCCAACGUAAAGAAUGACGGGAUAAAUGCUGGUUUUGAUGCGACUGUUGAAAAUGCAAAAAACGAAUCGAGGAGCUUUGAGGAAGAAAUGGACACAAAUAACAAUAGCGACAAAGACAACAUAUUUAAAGAAGAAAAUGAGAAUGAUAAGGGCAACCAAAGCAGAAACACAACAUUUAGUAUUACCCUGCAACGCACAUCUCCCUUCUCAAACUUGUCAUAUUGUCCUUCAAAAGGGGACUAUGUGGUAUUGAUGCGUAAAAAGGACUGGAACGAGUGUAAAGGCGUAAAAGCUAUAGUUUGUAUAGCAUGCGUUGCUAAUGUUACUCUAGUUCCGUUCAGCAUCAAGCUUAAUCUAUUGGAUGAGCAAGCCCCGAAGCUUAUUUUAGAGGAAGUGAAAGGAAGGUCGAGUCGUUGGAUGAUAAACACGCUUCAAAAUGCAAACGUUACAUUGUAUACAAGAGUUUUAAAAGCAUCGAAAAGACUGCUAGAUGAUAUGCCACUGGAAGAAAAAUUAUUAGAAGCCAUUUAUUCUGGUGUUGUGAUUACCCAACCAUGUCCGCCCAAUGCAUUUAUGACUGACAUUAAAGGCUGUAAUCAAAGCCAGCAAGAUGGCAUCAAAGCUGCGAUCAACAACACGUUAACGUUAAUACAAGGACCACCAGGUACUGGCAAAACAAAGGUGGCAUGUUUAAUUUUAAGAGAGGUGUCAACGCGUAAAAAAUAUGGCGUACUAGCUGUUGCUGAGACAAACAUAGCGGUUGAUAAUAUGUGCAAACAGUUGCUUAAUAUGAACGUCAACAUCGUUCGGAUUGGUAAUAUGAAAGGUAUAUCUAGCGAGCUGUAUGAGCACACAUUGGAGGGACAACUCGCUGUGCUUGAAGAUAAAGAAGCCGAAGUGAUUCAUUGCAGAAAUAAAGAUGGAGAUCUAUACCGCAAGAAAAAGUUCGUGAAAAUGAUUUUAGAACAAGCUAACGUCGUCUUGACGACAUGCGCCGGUGCCGGCGAUACGUCGUUAUCUGGUCAACAAUUUCAAUUUGUUUUGGUAGACGAAGCGACACAAACAAAAGAAGCCACUUUGCUUUGCGCGUUGUCUCAUGGAGCGAAGCAGUUGGUUAUGAUAGGUGAUUCGAACCAACUGGGACCCUUAGUGCAUCUGGAAAAAGACUGGAGUUGGUUGAGUGAUCAGGAGCACAGAGAAGUUACUGAGACGUUAGAGAACACUUUGUUUGAUAGAUUGCAAAUUACAUCGGUCCCGGUUCAUUUUUUGAAUAUGCAGUACCGAAUGCAUCCAAGCAUAGCUGAAUAUCCUUCUAAAACAUUUUACGAUACCAAAUUGAAAUCUGGAGUAUCUGAAAAAGAUCGCUUGCCACCAUGGCAAUUUACACGGGAGCCGAUGAUUUUCAUCGACGUCAAAGGAGUGGAAAAAUCGCGCGGCACUUCGUUUUACAACGAAGAAGAAGCAGAACAAGUGAGACAUAUAGUGACUUAUUUAACCUGCGACAACAAUGUGAGGAACAAACACAUAGCUGUGUUGUCUUUGUACAAAGGACAAGUUUUACGUUUAAGACAAAGUCUUGAUCUAGUUGAAGUCAACAGUAUCGAUGGUUUCCAAGGGAGAGAAGCAGAAGUCAUUAUAGUAUCAACAGUACGAUGUAACAGACAAUUAGGUUUUUCUGACGACAAGAAGCGAUUAAAUGUGUUGUUGACAAGAGCCAAGCGAGGCUUAAUCGUUAUUGGCCAUCGAGACACCCUCAGCACGUCGUAUAUAUGGAAGGGUUGGAUUGAUAGCGUUGUUGAGAAGACUGGAAACGACAUAACUGCGGGCAAGUUUAAAAUAAACGAAGCGAAGAAAGGCGACCAAGUGGAGAAAAAAGAUCAGAGGAAUUUUGAAAAACGCAGACCGUACAAAGAAAAAUCUUUCAAGAGAUGGGAUAAAGAUGAAACAAGACGUAGAAAAAGAUGAGGUGUGCCCAUAUGUUUUUUCAUGCAAUAAACCGUUCUCUUGCAUACGUCCGUGGACACUUAAUAUGCUCCUCAGUAUUUACAAUUUCUGUAAUUUUGACAUUUGUUUAACCUUUCUGGGGGGAAGGGGGGAGGGGGGUUCUUGUGAUAAUUUGAAAGUUUACUACAGUUGACAGGGGAUGUUAAUUAGGAAAGUUGGGGAACAAUCUUUAACCUAUUGCUGGGUGCCUGGUUAACAUAUUUCAGGCUUGUGUGUAUUUUAAAGACCAGAAUAAGAAAAAAUAAGUACAAUUUUAAGUCACUUUAUUAAAAAAAUAAUUGUACUACCGGAAAAUCAAUGUGGAAUGGAAAAUGUUUUUAAUAUAUUAUGGUAUCUCAUUACCACCCUCCCUGCAUAAUAACCUUUUAAAAAAUCACAAGGAAGAUUUCUCCCAUAAAAAAUGACUCAAUUGUCUAACAGCUAUACUUUUAGGACACACCUCAGGCAGUGAUAAAGUUAUUUCUAAUCCAAUGACGUCAUUAUAAUGUUUUCUUUUCCGGAUCAUUUUUAAAUGCCGCAUUGUGCGGAAGUUAAUAACACGAGCAUUAAUAUUUCCCCCAACAAUGGGUCUUCAUAUCGUUAAAAUAAGAAACUUUCUUGGAGAUCAGACGUCAUUUUUGACUAUACAUUAUGUCAAAUAGGGCGGGUUCAAAAGGGAUGAAGAUUUUUAACAGGAAAUUGGGUUGUACAUAAGUUUUUUGAUUCAUUCAUAAUCUAGAGAUAUUUUAUUUCAUCCAUAUCAACAAUAUACACAACAAUAAUAUAUAAAUAAAAACAAACAUUUUAUAAAUGUAAAUGUCACUGACAGCUACAUAUUUUUAUUUCCCAAUUAUUAUCGUAAAUGAUUAAUUAAGCCUGGUUUCACGGAAAAAGUCUAAGUUAUAAUUAUCUUUUCUUUCUAUUCAAAAGAAGCUUUUGCAAAAUUCAAAUUACCCCUUGGCGCCUGAUCGAUCAGGAAAACAUGAGAGCUAAGAUCACUUUGCUGGGUUUUUUUUGUGGAGUAAGCUUUUAUAACUGCGAAUCAGGUUUUUAUUUCAUCACACACGCGACAAUUUACACUUUUACAUUGCAACUCUGUUCUUAACACAUUAUUUUAAGCUGUUUUUUAACAUUUUUAAUAAUUAUAUUUUUAGACACACUAAAUUUUUUCUAUGUGUAUAUUUUAUCACAUUUUUUUAUCCACGUUUAUAAUUUUCAAUUUAAUAGAAUAGUUUUAUCCCAUCACUAACUUCCAUUGAACAAAAUGGAGACGUCUUAAAUGGCGUUUUAAAAAAAACAGUACCAUCAAAAUAUACCAAA
This is a messenger RNA of Hydractinia symbiolongicarpus, 10001 nucleotides long. RefSeq lists its product as uncharacterized. Gene Ontology annotation, biological process: siRNA processing. Gene Ontology annotation, molecular function: RNA-directed RNA polymerase activity; helicase activity. NCBI's taxonomy places the organism in Eukaryota, Metazoa, Cnidaria, Hydrozoa, Anthoathecata, Hydractiniidae. The transcript has 3 exons. Bases 2796 to 8663 code for a protein of 1955 amino acids. Gene Ontology annotation, cellular component: nuclear RNA-directed RNA polymerase complex. The record is from RefSeq and is a predicted model, not a curated record.